UGUCAUCUUAAUUUCCAAGAUGAAUUGAAGAUUAGCGUCCAAGAUUAAAAUUUAAUCGAUGGAGAAACAUAGUCCAGUUUCGAUCAGACAAAGCCAACAAUUGUACUUGGAUGACAUCAUGCAUCAUCCAUUACUUGUUCAAGAAUCGCAGAGACGGGAAGUUAAAAAGCGUCGCCACCAACCUCGAACAACAUGUUCAUAAUACCCAUAUCUCAGCAUAUAUUAUCCCAUUAUAUUAUUUAAAAUUCACAAUGGGCAUACCGUACUCCCGCGAGAUAAACGCCGCCUUUGACCAAGUGACGCCGCUCGUCGCUGCCGGCUUCAAAGUACUCAAAACCACCAAGAACAUUUCCAUCGUCCUUGCCAUCAUACAAGUCCUUACAGUAAUAUGUCUUGCAAUGAUACUUGCUGUUCUACUCGCCAUAUUGUAUUCUGUCAACCCUGACCUCGAGCAAGAGAGGAGAGAAUUGGUGACACCAACUCUGCAGCGGCUUGCGAAGGUUUCGGUACUUGGAAUCUUAGAGACCACUGUGGCGGUGGCUGUUGGGUUUGGGGGAUUUUUCUGCAUGGGCUUGGUUUUUGUAUGGGGUAGGGGGGAAAAUAAUCUUGAGAUGGAGGGCAAUGAUGAUGCGGAUAAGGCGUUGGAGGAGCUCGACGAUGACGAACCACAAGAGGUUAAAGAGGCAAGGAAGAAAAACAGGAAGGCUAAGAAAAAGAAUAAGAAACCUGAGGGAGAGGUUGCGGAAUGAGUGGCCCCGGUCCCGACUCAAAGAAGUCCAGUACGAUAUUUACGAUUUAGCAACGAUAUGAUGACCAUAUAUCCACCUCACUUAAGAAACAAAGUUUUAACCGACCAGUGGCUUUAUUAUUCUCAAUGAUAGAUCCGGAAACGGACUAAUUCUGGUACAAUUUUUGUAAUUGCAAGAAAUCGCUACAUAAUGUCAUACAAAGUUUUAUAAGCG
This is a messenger RNA of Aaosphaeria arxii CBS 175.79, 962 nucleotides long. RefSeq lists its product as uncharacterized. The record is from RefSeq and is a predicted model, not a curated record. The transcript is spliced from 2 exons. NCBI's taxonomy places the organism in Eukaryota, Fungi, Ascomycota, Dothideomycetes, Pleosporales. Bases 252 to 749 code for a protein of 165 amino acids.